Messenger RNA from Pieris macdunnoughi, 1308 nucleotides. NCBI's taxonomy places the organism in Eukaryota, Metazoa, Arthropoda, Insecta, Lepidoptera, Pieridae. The record is from the annotation of a GenBank genome assembly.
AUGUCUGCAAAUAUUUACGGUCUGUUUAGAACUUUAAAAGUUUCCAAUGUUAGUAUAAGUUCUGCUAGGUUAUAUUGCAGAUGGAUGCAUAGAAAGCCUGCUAAAGUCCUUCUACCAUUUGAAAAUAAAGAAAAUGUCACGCUAAAAAAGGAAAAAAUUAUAGAACUUGGGUCUACAAAGUUGCAAACGAAAACUGUAAAUACCAACCUGAACAAUACACACCAAAAACAACAAAAACAUUUGGCAAAACAAGAAAAUUCAGAUAAUUUGACACAGCAAGAAAACAGUAGUACUCCUCAGUUACCUAUAAAAGUAUCAGAAGAUAUUAGAAAGAAAAAAGAGAAUAAACUCAAACAGAGAAACUUUUAUCUUAACCAAAAAAAAGUAUUUGAUGAUAAUGGAGAUAUAAUGUAUGAGAAGUUAAAAGAAAAUGAUAGCAGAAUAAGUUCUCUAUUAGUUAAGUUAAAAUCUAAAAAAGAAAGAGUUCGCACAAAUCAAAUGCUUGUUGAGGGAUGGCGCUUGAUUGUAGAUGGACUCGAAGCUAAUUGCAAAUUGAAGUAUGUUAUAUUUAGUCAAACAAAGGACUUAAGUGCUUUGCAUCCAUUUUUACCAAAUACAGGAGUAGAGAUAUAUAAAAUAUCAUACAAAGAGAUAGAGAAAUGGUCAGAUGUUGAAACACCACCAGGGAUAUUCGGUGUAUUUGAAAUGCCAAGUAUUGAAAAUGUGAAGCCCAAAUCAAGACCAUUGCCAAUGACAUUUAUUUGUGAUAAUAUAAGAGUUCCUGGUAAUCUUGGUGCUAUCCUGAGGGCAGCAGUGGGAGCAGGCUGUGAAAGUGUACUUUUGACAAAAGGAUGUGUUGAUCUGUGGGAUCCAAAAGUGAUAAGAAGUGCUGCUGGUGCACAUUUUCGACAACCUAUCCACACUUCAGUAGUUUGGGAGGAUGUUCCGAACAUUCUCAAUCCCAAUACUUCAAUAUUUGUAGCUGACAGUAAUGUUGCUGACAGCGAUUCAGACACAGAUAACAGUUUGAUGUCACAAAUACCGUUGUUGCCAUAUUAUGGGGUGGAAUUCUCAAAUUUAAAUCACAUCACACUUGUGAUUGGUGGUGAGACUGAAGGGAUUAGUGAAGAUAGCUAUAGAUUUGCAUUGGAAAAAGAUGGUCUAAGAUUAAAUAUUCCAUUACAAAAAGGAGUAGAUAGUCUUAACACAGGAAUGGCAACCGCGGUAAUAGCAUUUGAAAUCAGAAAGCAAUUUUUACAAGCAUGGACGAAGACCAAACUUGAAAAGGAGAACUCUUUAAAUAACUAA